This is a messenger RNA of Chroicocephalus ridibundus (black-headed gull), 3815 nucleotides long. RefSeq names its product microtubule affinity regulating kinase 2 (gene MARK2). The record is from RefSeq and is a predicted model, not a curated record. NCBI's taxonomy places the organism in Eukaryota, Metazoa, Chordata, Aves, Charadriiformes, Laridae. Gene Ontology annotation, molecular function: protein serine/threonine kinase activity; ATP binding; tau-protein kinase activity. The transcript is spliced from 19 exons. Gene Ontology annotation, cellular component: cytoplasm. The coding region runs from base 327 to 2645 and encodes 772 amino acids. Gene Ontology annotation, biological process: protein phosphorylation; microtubule cytoskeleton organization; intracellular signal transduction.
AAGCGGAGCGGGAGGCGUGGUCGGGUGUUUCCGGCGCGGCGGCGGAAAUGGCCGAGGGCCGGCGGUGGCGGCCAUGUUGGGAGCCGCUGGGUGCUGAGGAGGCGCGAGUGUGAGGCGGCGGCGGCCGGGCCCGGCGGACUCGCCGCCCCGCUCCCCCCCUUCUCCUCUCCCGUCCCCCCCCUCCCCAGCCUCCCCCAUGCCGCUGGCCUGGCCUCCCCCCGCUCCCUGAGCGCGGCCCGGGGUUCCCUCUCCCCCACCUCCCCCCUCCCCGCACACCGCGGCUUCCCCCUAUCGCGAUAGUCGGCGGCGGUGGGGGGGGGGCCGCCAUGUCGAGCAGCGGUCGCAGCCCUCUGCCUACCCUUAACGAGAGAGACGCGGAACAGCCGGGUCCUGCGGAGGGGAAGGGCGGCGGGAAGGCCAACAUGCUGCGGGGCCGGAAUUCGGCCACCUCCGCUGACGAGCAGCCCCACAUCGGCAACUACCGCCUGCUGAAAACCAUCGGCAAGGGCAACUUCGCCAAGGUCAAGCUGGCCCGGCACGUCCUGACCGGCAAGGAGGUUGCCGUGAAAAUCAUUGACAAGACGCAGCUCAACUCCUCCAGCCUGCAGAAGCUCUUCCGGGAAGUGCGAAUAAUGAAGGUCUUGAACCACCCCAACAUAGUGAAGCUCUUCGAGGUGAUCGAGACGGAGAAGACGCUUUACCUUGUCAUGGAGUACGCCAGCGGGGGUGAGGUUUUCGACUACCUGGUGGCCCACGGGCGCAUGAAGGAGAAGGAGGCCCGGGCGAAGUUUCGACAGAUAGUGUCGGCCGUGCAGUACUGCCACCAGAAGUUCAUUGUCCACAGGGACUUGAAGGCGGAAAACCUACUGCUGGACGCCGACAUGAACAUCAAAAUCGCCGAUUUUGGCUUCAGCAACGAAUUCACCUUCGGGAACAAACUGGACACGUUUUGUGGGUCCCCCCCCUACGCCGCCCCCGAACUCUUCCAGGGGAAGAAAUACGACGGCCCCGAAGUCGACGUCUGGAGUUUGGGCGUCAUCCUCUACACCCUGGUCAGCGGUUCCUUGCCCUUCGAUGGGCAAAAUCUUAAGGAGUUGCGGGAGCGGGUGCUGCGGGGCAAGUACCGGAUCCCCUUCUACAUGUCCACCGACUGCGAGAACCUGCUGAAGAAGUUUCUCAUCCUUAAUCCUACCAAAAGGGGCACCUUGGAGCAAAUCAUGAAGGACCGCUGGAUGAACGUGGGCCACGAGGAUGACGAGCUGAAGCCCUACAUGGAGCCCGUGCCAGACUACAAGGACCCUCGGAGGACAGAGCUGAUGGUGUCCAUGGGGUACACGCGGGAGGAGAUCCAGGAGUCGCUGGUGGGGCAGAAGUACAACGAGGUGAUGGCGACCUACCUGCUGCUGGACCACAAGAGCUCGGAGCUGGAGGAGAGCCUGGCGCUGAAGCCGCGGGCGGCCCCCGACCUGGCCAACAGCUCGGGCCCCUCCCCGGCGCACAAGGUCCAGCGCAGCGUCUCCGCCAACCCCAAACGCCGCGUCAGCGACCAGGCUGGCCUCUCCAUCCCCACCUCGGCCUCCUACUCCAAGAAGACGCAGGCGGCCAACGCCGAGAACAAGCGAGGAGGAGGCGGGGAGGAAGAGGGGGGGCGGCGGGCAGGCAGCACCGCCAAGGUGCCCCCCAGCCCCCUGCCCGGCCUGGAGCGAGCCAAGGGCACCCCCUCGCCCUCCACGAACAGCGUCCUCUCCACUGGCACCACGCGGAGCCGUAACUCCCCGCUGCUGGACCGGGCCAGCCUGGGCCAGAGCUCCCUGCAGAACGGCAAGGACAGCUGCCGACCCUCACCCGCCGCCCCCCCGGCCCCCGGGGCCCCCCCGCGGUCCCGGCAGCACCCGAAACCCGCCGCCACCACCCCCGCCGAUGCCAACUGCGAGGCCCCCCGGCCCAGCGGGGUGCCCAGCCGGGUGCCGGCGGCGUCGCCCUCGGCCCACAACGUCAGCCAGGGCCCCGGGGAGCGGCCCAGCUUCCCGCGGGGGGUCUCCAGCCGCAGCACCUUCCACGCGGGGCAGCUGCGGCAGGCGCGGGACCAGGCCCCCCUGCCCUACGCGCUGCCCCCCGGCCUGCCCCCCGCCUCCCCCUCCGGCGCCAGCCAGGGCCGCCGCGGCCCCUCCGCCAGCCUCUUCAGCAAGUUCACCUCCAAGUUCGUCCGGAGAAAUCUGUCUUUCAGGUUUGCCAGAAGGAACCCGCACGAGCCCGAGAGCAAGGACCGGGUGGAGACGCUGAGACCGGCGGUAGGUCCGGAGAAGGACCCGCGGGAGGGCGGCGGCGGCGGCCGAGAGGCCAAACCCCGGUCCCUGCGUUUCACCUGGAGCAUGAAGACGACGAGUUCCCUGGAACCCGGGGAGAUGCUGCGCGAGAUCCGGAAGGUUCUGGACGCCAACAGCUGCCGUUGCGAACCCCAGGAGCGGUUCGUGCUCCUCUGCGCCCACGGGGCCCCCGGCCACGACUCCUUCGUCCAGUGGGAGAUGGAGGUUUGCAAACUCCCCCGUCUGUCCCUCAACGGCGUCCGCUUCAAACGCAUCGCCGGCACCUCCAUGGCCUUCAAGAACAUCGCCUCCAAGGUGGCCAACGAGCUCAAGCUCUGAGAGGGGACACGUGGUGGCGCCGCCGCCCCCCCGGGGACACGCGCACGCUCGCCCGAGGCGGGGGACGAUGCUCUGGAUGGACGGGGAUGGGGAGGGGAGGAGGCCCGGCGGCCCGAGGAGCUGCGGGGACGUUCCAGGUGGAGCUGGGACCUCGGGGUGUCCUCCACCGAGCUGGGACCCUCUGGGGACGUCCUCAGGGGACCUGGGACCUCACACUGUCCUCAUUGGAGCGGGGACCUCAGGAUGGACCCGGGACCUCGGGAUGUCCCGGAUGGACCUGGCACCCUCUGGGGACAUGCUGCAUGGAGCUGGGACCUCGGGAUGUCCUGAAUGGACCUGGGACCUUCCGGGGGACAUCAGCGAUGGACUUGGGGACAUGGGGCCAGCCUGGGUGGCCCAGAUCCACACGAGGACAUCCUGGGUGGCCCAAAGACCUGUGGGGACAUCCUCUAUGGACAUGGGGAUGUCCUGGGUGCCCCGGGGCCUCAUGAGGACGUGGGGGACAUCCUGGAUGGCCCAGGACCCUGUGGGGGACGUCCUCCAUGGACAUGGGGACAUCCUGGAUGGACCAGGCCCCCCCUGGGGCCAUCCGUGGUGGCCCAGGGACAUCUGGUGACGUCCUCGAUGGCCUUGGGGACCUGUGGGGACAUCCUGGGUGUCCCCAGGGCCUCACAGGGACAUCUCCGGUGGCCACUGGGGACAUUCCCGAGCCUUAUGGGGGGGGGGGGGGGGAUGGGACAACCUGGGGACAGUGGGGGGGGGCACACAGAGGGGGAUGGCCCGGAGCCUUACGGGGACACCCCGCCGUGGCCUUAGGGGCCUUGGGGACAUCCUGAUGUCACAGUCGUGUCCCACCCCACGCGCCCCCCCCCCCCCCCCCCCCCGGGUGGCCUUAGGAGCUUUGGGGACAUUCUGACGUCACAGCCCCACCCCCCCUCGCCCCGGGUGUCCUGCCCCUCCCCCCCCACUCAGGAAGGUCCCCGGGGGGGGGAGGGGUCCUGCUGCUGCCGGGGGGAGGGGCCGCCCCCCCACACCCCGGGGGGGGGACGGUGCCGCCCCCUUUGACCUGCUGUAGCCCCGCCCCCGGGGUCACUGGACGCCUGGGGCCCCCCGGGGGGUGGGGGGGGAGGCGGGGGCGAACCUGCCCUUUACAUACCUCGGGGGGGUCCG